AUGUCACCACCAGUAAACCGCGCCUGGUGGAAGGAGUCCUCCGUCUACCAAAUAUGGCCCGCCUCCUAUAAAGACUCCAACAACGAUGGCAUCGGCGACAUCCCCGGCAUCAUCUCCAAACUCGACUACAUCAAACAACUCGGGGUGGACAUAAUCUGGCUGUCCCCUUCUUACAAAUCGCCGCAAGUCGACAUGGGCUAUGAUAUUUCAGACUACUACAGCAUUCACGCACCUUAUGGAACAGUCGAUGAUGUUGAGAAGCUGAUUAGUGGGUGUCACAAAAGGGGGAUGAAGUUGUUGAUGGAUCUAGUGGUCAAUCAUACAAGUGAUCGGCAUGAGUGGUUUCAGAAGUCGAGAAGCUCCAAGGAUAACGAGUUUAGGGAUUGGUAUAUUUGGAAACCUCCUAGGUUUGAUGAGCAGGGGAAUAGGCAUCCGCCGAAUAACUGGGUGUCUCAUUUUCAGGGCAGUGCGUGGAAAUACGACGACUUGACAGGCGAAUACUACCUCCAUCUCUACGCAGAGGCACAACCAGACCUGAAUUGGGAACAUCCCCCAGUUCGCAAAGCCGUAUAUGACAUUGUACGCUUCUGGCUUGACAAGGGUUGCGAUGGUUUCCGUAUGGAUGUCAUCAACUUCAUUAGCAAGAAUCAAGAGUUCCCUGAUGGACCCGUGACAAACCCUGAGACUCCCUGGCAAUGGGGGCAUACUCACUACGCUAACGGGCCCAGGCUACACGAAUAUCUGCAAGAUAUCGGCAAGAUCCUGCAAGAGUAUGACGCUUUCAGUGUAGGCGAAAUGCCAUUCGCGACAACGCUCGAAGACGUACUUAAAGCAGUCCGCUUCGACCGGAAGGAGAUCAACAUGAUCUUUGACUUUGAGCAUGUCGACGUUGAUCAUGGAAAACUCGACAAGUUCGGGCGCGGAAGGUGGAAGUUGACCGAUCUGAAACGCCUGUUUAAUAAAUGGCAGACAUUUAUGUACGAAAACCAAGGAUGGAAUGCGUUGUACUGGGAGAAUCACGAUCAACCGCGAUCUAUUGAUCGGUAUACCGGUGCCAGCCCUGAGCAUUCGGUCAUUGCAGGCAAGAUGUUGGCUACGUGUCUCGCAUUGAUGGCGGGCACGCCAUUUGUGUACCAGGGACAGGAAUUGGGGAUGCGGAAUGUGCCGAUUGAGUGGCCGAUUGAGGAGUACCAGGAUAUUGAUUGUUUGAAUCAUUGGAAGAGACAUCUAGAAACAGAACACGACAACCUCGAAGCUCUCAGCAACUACCGCAAGGAAUACCAAAAGAAAUCUCGAGACAACGCCCGCACCCCAGUGCAGUGGACCGCAGGUCCAAACGCAGGCUUUACGGACGACGCCAAUGUUAAACCCUGGAUGAGCGUCAACCCUAACCACACACAGAUCAACGCUGAGAGUCAGGUGUCUGAUCCUACAUCUGUCUACAACUACUGGCGCUCGGUCUUGGGUUUGCGAAAGAAGUAUCUCGACAUGUUCGUCUAUGGAGAUUUUGUGCUGGUAGAUCGUGAUAAUGAGAAUAUAUUUGCUUAUACCCGCCAGUUCGGAAAUCAGCAGGCAUUGGUGGUCUGCAACUUUACUGAUCGGAUGAUUGAAUGGGAUUCCACGAAGAACUUGAUCAGAGGAGAGGUGAAGGAGGUCUUGUUAAACAACUAUGGGGUGAGCGAGAGGUUUAGCGGAGAAGAGAGUUGGGUGCUGCGACCGUAUGAGGCUGCAGUGUUGUUGGUUGCCUGA
Molecule: messenger RNA, 1749 nt
Organism: Talaromyces marneffei
Lineage: Eukaryota; Fungi; Ascomycota; Eurotiomycetes; Eurotiales; Trichocomaceae
Exons: 3
Coding region: 1-1749 (582 amino acids)
Biological process (GO): oligosaccharide catabolic process
Molecular function (GO): alpha-amylase activity
Source: RefSeq, a predicted model, not a curated record